Molecule: messenger RNA, 3770 nt
Organism: Artibeus jamaicensis (Jamaican fruit-eating bat)
Lineage: Eukaryota; Metazoa; Chordata; Mammalia; Chiroptera; Phyllostomidae
Gene: CFAP69
Product: cilia and flagella associated protein 69
Exons: 23
Coding region: 176-3001 (941 amino acids)
Biological process (GO): positive regulation of flagellated sperm motility; response to odorant; olfactory behavior
Cellular component (GO): sperm midpiece; non-motile cilium
Source: RefSeq, a predicted model, not a curated record
UUGUGGGUGCAGUGCGGAGUUGCGGAGCGGGUUGCCUAGCCCCAGGGACUUUGUUGACUCUGGCGGCGCUCAGGUGGGCUUCCCUUUUCGGGGGCUGAGCCUCUUUGGAUCCCGCAGCUGUGGGCACGGUGUAGGAUAGAAGACCCCUCCAGUCCCAGAAUCCGCCGCCUCAACCAUGUCUUCUUCGGAGGCUCCGGCGACCACCGAGCCCCAGGGACCCGGCGGCAGGGGCAAGUCCGGCAGCCCUCGACGGAUCCCGGUAGUUGGGGUGGUGACGGAGGACGAGGACGCUCAGGGUGCUUUAAAGCCUACGGACCUAAAUCGUAUCAUCAAACUGCUUGAAGAGACCGGCAAAGAUGAUUUAGAAGAAAAACAAGUUAAAUGUGUCAAGAAACUGGUGCAAUAUUAUCAGAAUGGAUUUCCCCUAAGGGAUAUAGCACAGAUAUUUACAAUUCUGAAUCUGUGUGCAGGAAAAAUUGAAAACCAGCCCUGUUUUAUGGAACCUGCAUAUGAUAUUAUAAAAUUAUGUCGCUUGCCAUUUUUGAAAAAGAAAGCAUCAGAUGAAAUAACAUAUGCUGAAGAUACUGCUAAUUCAAUUGCACUUCUGGGUGAUUUAAUGAAAAUACCAAGUUCUGAAUUGAGGAUACAAAUUUGUAAGUGUAUUGUUGACUUUUAUCAUGCAGAACCACCAAAGAAGCAUAUUACAGGUUACCAGCAAGCUAGCUCAAUGUAUAAGAUUCAAAUGGCUGAAGUCGGAGGACUGGCAAAAAUGAUGGUUCAGUCAUUGGCCUUGCUUGAAAAUCAGCUUGUUGAGAAACUUUGGGUACUUAAAGCUCUGCAACAUCUUUCAACUUCUGAAGUUAAUUGUUCUUUAAUGGUGAAAGCACAAGCAGCCAGUGGCAUCUGUGUUCACCUCAAUGACCCAGAUCCCUCCGGACAGCUCCUGUUUCGUUCGUCAGAAAUACUUUGGAACUUACUGGAAAAAUCAUCAAAAGAAGAGAUCGUACAACAGCUUAGUAACUUGAAGUGUUUGCUGGCUUUAAAGGAAGCAUUUAAACAUCUGUUUAUGAGAGGUUUUAGUCAUUAUGAUCGUCAGCUUAGAAACGAUAUAUUAGUGAUCACUACAAUUAUAGCUCAAAAUCCUGAAGCCCCAAUGAUUGAAUGUGGCUUUACCAGGGAUUUGAUACUAUUUGCAACCUUUAAUGAAGUUAAAAGUCAAAAUCCUUUGGUAAAAGGUCUUAAGCUUUCCAAUUCCUAUGAAGAUUUUGAGUUGAAAAAAUUACUAUUCAAUCUAAUUGUGAUCUUAUGUAAAGAUUUACCUACUCUACAGCUACUAAUUGAUGGCAAAGUGGUUUUGGCUUUGUUUACCUAUGUUAAAAAGCCCGAGAAACACAAAAUAACUGAGUGGUCUGCAGCACAGAGUGAAGAAUUACAACUGCAUGCAAUUGCCACUUUGUCAUCAGUGGCCCCAUUACUAAUAGAAGAGUAUAUGUUGUGCCAGGGAAAUGCUCGAAUCCUGGCGUUUCUGGAAUGGUGUGAGAGCGAAGAUUCCUUCUUCAGUCAUGGGAACAGUUUUCAUGGUACAGGCGGCCGUGGCAACAAGUUUGCCCACCUGCGGUACACUUUGAGACUCCUGAGAGCUAUGGUCUACCUCGAGGAAGAGACUGUAAACCAGGAUCUUUGUGAGCAGGGAGCGAUUCAGCAACUGAUAGGAAUCUUUAAAAAUACAAUAAGCAAGUUUAAUGACAAGGAAGAGGCCAUUAUUUUGGAAAUUCAAUCUGACAUAUUACUUAUCUUGUCUGGUCUUUGUGAAAAUAAUGUUCCUAGAAAGGAAAUUUUUGGAACUGAAGGAGUGGAUAUAAUUCUUCACGUAAUGAAAACAGACCCAAAGAAGUUUCAGAGUGGAUUAGGCUAUAGUGUGCUUCUCUUCAGUACAUUGGACAGCAUUUGGUGCUGCAUUUUGGCUUGUUAUGCCUCAGAGGAUUACUUUCUUGAAAAAGAAGGCAUUUUUCUUCUUUUGGACUUAUUGGCAUUGAACCAAAAAAAAUUUUGUAAUCUAAUACUUGGAAUAAUGGUUGAAUUUUGUGAUAAUCCCAAAACUGCGCCUCAUGUCAACACUUGGCGGGGGAAGAAGGACCAAACAGCUGCCAGCCUUUUAAUUAAAUUGUGGAGAAAGGAAGAAAAAGAACUGGGAGUAAAGCGUGAUAAACAUGGAAUGAUUAUUGAUACAAAGAGGCCUCUAUUUACUAGUUUUCAAGAGGAGCAGAAAGUCAUGCCACUGCCUGCCAACUGCCCGACUGUCGCCGUCAUGGACGUGGCCGAGAACAUCAGAGCAAAAAUCUACGCUGUGCUGGGCAAACUGGAUUUUGAAAAUUUACCUGGUCUGUCUACUGAAGAUUUUGUCACCCUUUGUAUCAUACAUAGAUAUCUUGAUUUUAAAAUUGGAGAAAUAUGGAAUGAAAUAUGUGAAGAAAUAAAGUUAGAAAGGUUAAUACCAGUCACUACAGAUAAAAAUGCUUUGGAAGCUAUCACAACAGCUUCAGAAAAUAUUGGAAAGAUGGUUGCUUCUCUGCAAAGGGAGAUGGUUGAAAGCCAAGCACGUCAAGAUGUACAAAAUGAACAAAAAGUAUAUGCAAAAAUACAAGCCACACACAAGCAAAGAGAACUGGCUAACAAAUCAUGGGAAAAUUUCUUGGCUAGAACAUCAAAUGCUAAAACUCUAAAGAAAGCAAAAAGACUUCAGGAAAAAGCCAUAGAAUCCUCUAGAUACAGUGAGCGACCACCAAAUGCAAUAUUGCACCAGACAGAUAUUAAAGGCCUUAACACAACGGUGCCCUCCGGUCGGGUGGUAGCUGUGGAAAGCACUCCUGCCCGAUUAGUGGGAGGACCUCUGGCCGACACAGACAUUGCUCUCAAAAAACUUCCCAUUCGAGGAGGAGCCUUACAAAGAGUGAAAGCAGUAAAAGUUGUGGGUGACCCAAAGAAGAGCAUUCCUGCAUAAAUAGUGCUGUCUAGGGAAGUUUUGAAAUAAAUUCUGCUUCUAAUUUUUUAGUUAACUAUAUCUUUAUGUAAAAUGUAAAGCAAAUAUUUUAGAAUAUUUUAGUAAAAUACUAUUGAAAAUAAAAGCAAGCAAAUACAAUUUAUUUUUAUUGAAAAUAUUAACACAGAGCAUCAGAAAGAUUGUCACCAGUUUUUUUGGAAAGAUGGCUGAUUGUCUCAACCGAAACUGUACAACAUAUUGUCUCAGUUAAGGCUCUUUUGGUUACAUCUGAACUAUUCCAACUGAUUUAAGCCAAAGAGAGAAAAUACAAAAAAAACUCUUAUAGUCUCUGUAGCUAUCAGAUCUACAAGGAAUUAAGACUACAGGUGUUGUUAGAUCUAGGGGCUGAAACUCUUAGUCUUCUCCUCCCCUGGAAGCUCCUGGAUUAUUCUCUCCCAGGUUGAUAUCCAGCGGAGAGGAGUGCACGCCUGUCCCUCAACUGUCCUGCAACUGCCCCUGCAUUUCGGGACCCCUGACCGGCUACAUGCCCGUUCCUUCCUGCGCCAUUCACCAUGACUCUGGCCAGAUCUGAGUACCACUCGCUCCCAGAGCCAGAAGCAGGCCAACCCACCCAAAGCAUGUGGAUGGAGUGGAGCAGGGGUUCAGGAUAUUGUUCUCAUGAGUACAUAUAAAUACUGGGCAGCAAAAACAUUAGCAACAAAUAUGUUAGUCAAAGUACAAUGUUAUUUUGUUUUAAAAAGCAAAUGUUAGCUAUGAGAUAAUAAAAUUA